GCGCGCGUUGGAGUCGCGUCGUGAAGGAAGGAAGCCCUCACUCGAGGCCAUCACCUCGAGAGUAAAGACAAGGAAGAGCAUUCGGAUCAGACGGAUAGUUGGUACAAGAGCCGAAAAGAGUAUUCUUUCCGUGGUGCAUCUUUGACGUCGUGCCUCCCUCGUCAAGCCAAGAUGGCUUCGACCAGCGGAGCCCCGGUUCUGAUCCUCAUCCCGGUGGCUACGCCUGGCCGAACUGAGAUUCGUCGGGAGAUUGUGCUCAAAUAUGCUCAAAAGGUUGGACGUGCUGUGCCAAACAAGGCCAAGCCUGCCAAGGACAAUGCAGUAUUUGACAGCAAAGUUCUUUCGCGCAGUCAUGCUGAAAUCUGGGCCGAUGACAACAAGGUUUUCAUCAGGGACACCAAGAGUAGUAAUGGCACUUAUGUCAACGAUGAGCGCCUCAGCCCUGGUGGCAUGGAGUCAGCCCCGCGUCAGCUUAAAACCGGUGACAAGUUGAGGCUGGGUGUCGAUGUUGUCGAAAACAAUACUGCCGCCCACAAGUGUGUGGUUCUUGAAGUCGUGGUGAAAGGCGAUGACGCCUCAAUCUCGCGGCAACAGGUUUUGCAAGCCUUGCAAACUCCGAUUGAGGUUCUCGAAACCCUUGAUGCCCUGGAGCUGAUUGAACAGAUCAAGGCCAUGCAGGAAGCACAUGUUCAGCAGCAAACCCUUCUGAGCCAGCUGCAGGCCAAGGUACAAGCAGCCGAAGACGCGGAAUCAAGUAUUGCUGGCCGCCUCGCCACCUUGCAGAGCGAGUUUACGCAAAUGGCCAAGAUCGCAGCUACCUACUUCCAGGUCUGUGACCUUUUUUCGCCUUGCGAAGCGUGGGCGGCCUUUGAGGAAUCCCGAUUUCAAAUUUUGCCAAUUUCACUUUGUGCAAUUCCGAUCAAACGUCCUCUGGGGACGUGGAUGCAACAGAAACUUGUCGAUCAAGACCGGCUUGUGGCGCGCAUGGACCUGCUCAACGAGCAAAUCCAGUUUUAUCAAAAGCGGUGCCACGAUCUGGCAAACGAGCCCAAGACUGAAUCCGAGGUCAAACCGGUGCCCGACAUUAUGGAAAACGCCAACGAACGCGUUCAAAAGGCUCAACGUGCUGCUCAGGAAGCUAUGAACAUGAGAAACUCGUGCAUGACCAUGCUUGACGCCUGCAAGGCUCAACUGCAACACGCCGAGACGGAAGUGGAGACAGAGAAACGCAAGGCCCAGGAUGCUGAGAAGAAAUUUCGCGGAGAGCGCAAUGAGUUGCUCAGCCAGAUUGAGAAACUCCGCACAACAUUUUCCACCCUAGAAAAAGCCACCGUCACUCCAGAGCAGUUGGAGGCACUCCGGCAGGCCCUCGGUGAUGCUCAGUAUGCGCAAGAGGAGGAAAGGGAUGAAGCUGAGCUACAGACCAAUGUCCUGCAGCAAGAAAUCGACACGCUAAAGGCUUCCCUUGAGAAGGAUCAUAGCGAGAAAGACCAACUGCACACGGAUCUGCAAGCCUCACAGGAUGCAAGCAAGCAAAUGCAUGAAGAGCUGGACUUUCUGCGUGCCAGUCAAGUUUCCCUUCAACGCCAGCAAGAAGAGUCAUCGACAAAGGUUGACGAGAUGCUUGUUCAAGAACAGCGGCUUCGGGAGCAGUUACAGGCCACAAACGAUGCUCACUCCAAGCAAAGUCGCAUGCUUGGCCGCAUGCAAGAGAAGGUCACGCUUUACAUGCGCGCUGCCAUUGGCAGUGGCGCGUUGGCCUUGAUCUCUAUUGUCUGGGCUCUCUAUGCGAGCCUGCCCAGCGGUGAGCCCAUCGAACCGCUGUAAGGUCUUGAAUCACAAUACCAUGUCGGACAUGGGGUGCCACCCACACUCUGGUUAGAGUGCGUCUCGUUUAAUUGACAAAGCUUCUGGCU
This is a messenger RNA of Monosiga brevicollis MX1, 1916 nucleotides long. RefSeq lists its product as uncharacterized. The record is from RefSeq and is a predicted model, not a curated record. The transcript is spliced from 12 exons. Lineage: Eukaryota; Choanoflagellata; Craspedida; Salpingoecidae. The coding region runs from base 172 to 1827 and encodes 551 amino acids. Gene Ontology annotation, molecular function: protein binding.